Molecule: messenger RNA, 607 nt
Organism: Toxotes jaculatrix (banded archerfish)
Lineage: Eukaryota; Metazoa; Chordata; Actinopteri; Toxotidae
Gene: anapc11
Product: APC11 anaphase promoting complex subunit 11 homolog (yeast)
Exons: 3
Coding region: 163-417 (84 amino acids)
Biological process (GO): protein ubiquitination; anaphase-promoting complex-dependent catabolic process; positive regulation of mitotic metaphase/anaphase transition
Cellular component (GO): anaphase-promoting complex; nucleus
Molecular function (GO): cullin family protein binding; ubiquitin protein ligase activity; zinc ion binding
Source: RefSeq, a predicted model, not a curated record
UGUCGGACCGGAAGGAAAUUUUUCCCCGGGUCGCUGCAGAAACUGCAGCUGGAUGUGGUUGGCCAACAUAAAACUGGACGUAAAAUGAUUUCUGGUUUGCAAAGAUACAUCAUAAGCUAACUGUUAUCGGAUAUCUAAAGGAGACACCGCUCGACUCGGAGGAUGAAGGUAAAGAUCCGACAGUGGAACGGAGUGGCCUCCUGGCUGUGGGUGGCCAAUGAUGAAAACUGUGGGAUCUGCAGGAUGCCCUUCAAUGGCUGCUGCCCAGACUGCAAAGUGCCUGGAGACGACUGCCCACUGGUCUGGGGUCAGUGCUCCCAUUGUUUCCACAUGCAUUGCAUUUUGAAAUGGCUGAACUCGCAGCAGGUCCAGCAGCAGUGCCCCAUGUGCCGACAGGAGUGGAAGUUCAAAGAGUGAACCUGUGGAGGCAGUGCUGCUGCACACACCUGCAGAGACUCUCACAGAAGCCUGUUCAUGUAUUUCAUUUUUGUAUCUGCUGUAAAUAAUGUUUUUGUACUUCUCCAUUUGACCAAAUGCAAAAGACAUUUGGAAUGUAUUCUGGUGAUAGAGGUCGUAUGUAGUUAAAUAAAGAAAAACCUACAUCACA